AUAGAGGAUGAAUUCCAAGAAAGUCUGGACUAUAUGGGAAGAUCUCUUUUUUAAAAAAGUCUUUAGAGCAUAAUACUAAUUAUAUACUUUUGCUAAGAGAUACAAUUUGGGGGAGAAUGAAUAGCAGCUACUACCAACCGCAAAGAGUACCCCUCAUUCACCCAAUCUAGCUUUCUCAUAACCUCCUGACCCAAUAGUCAUAAGGAAGUUGUUUUAUCUAUACCCAUUCCAUUUACUCUGAGUGUGGGAAUAUACACUAUUCCAUUGGAAUGCCUAUGCUCAUGGGAACCUAUGGUCACGACUGUAAAUGAAUCUUGGUUGAGCCUCAGUCUCUACAAGGUAAAAAUUGAGUAGCCAUGUCAUUUCCCCGUGGUGACAAAAUAGACUUGAACCAGAACUCAGUUGUACUGAUUCUUAAGAGUCCAGUGUUCUCCCCAACACAGGGCACUGACUGACUCAUUCUGCCCUGAUAUCUUCCUCUGUCCUAGAACUUGCACCACUUAAUAGGCAUCUCUUUAUUUCUUAAUGACCGUGUAUAUACCUCCAUGCCUCCUCCAUCAGAGAGCACACCUGCGAGUACGUGUCUAUCUGAAAGUAUGCAUAAAGCCUAUCUUUAGGUGUGGAUGCCCUUUCUGUUAGGGAAACCUUUAGAUAAUGACAGUUCCCAUUGUUGGCAUCAUCGGUGAAGUUAGGGCAAGUUCCAAAGUCAAUCAUUAAUAGGCAGGUUUGGUUCUUUCUCCAAUCAGCUGUAUUCCUGGGUCUUCAGGAAACAAGGCAAAAUAGUCAGGGUAGAGCCAGAUAGUGAGAGUGAAACUUGGUUCCAGGACAGUAAACGCAACGGGAGGCAAGGCUGUAAGGGGCUGUGACAGAGCAACAGUAAGCGCUCAUGAACUCAGGCUGGCAUGGACACCAUCUUAGUCUUCAGCCUAAUGAUUGCAUCCUACGAUUCCAACAAGAACGACCUCAGAAAGAGCAGCUGCCAAGUGGAACAGCUGCCCAGCUUCUUCCCAGAGGAUGUGCGGAGCAACAGGGAUUUGGUAAUAAGAGUUCCUCCAGAAAUUCACACAGAUAUCAAAGGGGCCCCAUUCAUCCGAAAUCAGACGAUAGCUACCCUGCAGUGCCUUGGCUCCAGGAGGAGAGUGACAGUCCACCUUGUAUAUUCAGAGAGAAGGCCAAAGGUCAAGUACAUUCUGAAGAACCGGCCAGUCGCUACUGAUCUUCCUAGAAACCGCACUGCUUCCCCAAGCUGUCACCUCAGGCCCACGUCCCAGUUUCAGAACGGAUUCCUUCUAACAGCUUUUUUACCAGGGAUCUCACAAUGCACGGUGUACCCAGCGAAGGACAGAUCUGCUUUGUCAGAGACAGUGCCCGUCACUGCCAUCUCUACAUCGCUGAGAAGAAAAGGAGAGGAAACUCCAAGCACUGGGGCUUUCCCCAUCCCUUUAACACAAGACAUAGACCUGUCCUUAAAGAGGAGGCAGAAAUGGAGUAUCGUAGUUAAAGCUCUGAUUGCUGCUACUCUGCUGCUCAGUGGGGCCGCUAUUAUAGUGUUUGUCAUCUUUGAAGUCCCUUGCCCGUGUCAAUGCCUACGAGCCAGACGGCUGUGCCAACGCCAGUGGCUAUGGAGAAGGGAAAGGAAGGAAGAAGACCAGCAACCCGGGACAACUGAGUCCAAGUUGGACUCUCAGCCUGAGAAGGAAAGUAUUCUCUGUAUAGUUUAUGCCAUUUGUUUACACAAAACAAUGUUAGUCUGUGUAAUGAGAUGUAGGGAAAUGUUUCAGUUAUAACGCGAGUGUGAUGAAUUAUUCUGUGACAAAAUACUGCCAGAUGUGGUGGCAUACACUCCUCUAAUCCCAACACUCAGGAGGCAGAGGCAGAGGCAGGCAGAUUUCUAUGAGGUUAGGCUAUCCUGGUAUACAUAGUGAAUUCCAGGAGAGGCAAAAAAAAAGUUAUUUGGCUGGAGUAUAGACCUAUAAUCCUAGCACUUUGGAGGUAGGUGGAGAAUCAAUAGUUCAAGGCCAGCUUCAGCUUCAGCUUUAUAGGGCAUUUGAGGCUAUCCUGGGCUAUAGGAGAUACCAUUUAAACAAAUACAACGGAAAAAGAAGAAAGGAUGAAAAGGAAGAGGCAGAAAAAGAG
Rattus norvegicus (Norway rat) is the source of this 2136-nucleotide messenger RNA. RefSeq names its product similar to human chromosome 17 open reading frame 78 (gene C10h17orf78). Lineage: Eukaryota; Metazoa; Chordata; Mammalia; Rodentia; Muridae. The record is from RefSeq and is a predicted model, not a curated record.